Messenger RNA from Penicillium vulpinum, 1659 nucleotides. RefSeq lists its product as uncharacterized. Bases 1 to 1659 code for a protein of 552 amino acids. The record is from RefSeq and is a predicted model, not a curated record. Gene Ontology annotation, molecular function: protein kinase activity; ATP binding. Gene Ontology annotation, biological process: protein phosphorylation. NCBI's taxonomy places the organism in Eukaryota, Fungi, Ascomycota, Eurotiomycetes, Eurotiales, Aspergillaceae. The transcript has a single exon.
AUGGACUUCUAUGGCACGGCAGUGACUGCCAUCACCCAGCUCUAUCAAGUCACGGUCUUCAUUCAAGGCGUCGUCUCUGACGUUAAGGCCUUUGACGAUGACCGGGCUGAGAUUCGACUCAAGCUGGAUCUCCAGAUAGCCACUCUUCUCUUUUUCAAACGGAUUUUUGUCCACCCAGAACAUGGACUGAUGGUCCCAGGAAAGGUGGAGCCUUUCAUUGCCCAGACGGCGGAAAGGUUGCUGGUGCAGAUGAAAAAAACACUGUCUGAAUAUGAGGUUGUGGCGAUCAAGUAUGGCCUCGUGGACGAUGAGUACAUUAUCGAGCCCGAAAAGCCCAAGGCGCAAGAGUCAUUGAUGGAGCGGGCAAAGAGUAAAGUCAAAUCUCUAAAGCACAAGGGGUAUGACUGGUCACUCUUUGACAAGAAGAAGCUGUAUCAAAUCCUGGAGGCGUAUACCAAGUGGUCUGAAGAUCUGCGGAAUCUCAUGCAGCACAUGUCACAGGAGAUGCUAGCAAAACUGGCCGAAAACAAUCAUCAAGGAAUGAAAGACAGUGGUCUGGAAUCGGUCAUGAAUCGACGUAUACUGGCCAACGCCGUGGCACCGGCUGACUACCCGGGUUUAACUGGUACUGUCACCGAAGAAGGAAAACCAAUGGGGGGAUUCCAGCUGGGAAAAUGGUCUUCGGGUGCCAAAGAAACACAAGUGAUUGUCGAGUAUCACGAGUACGAAGGCGAGCUCAAGCACGAUGAUUUAGAGCCAGACGAAGUACAAGAGCUCAAACAACCCAUUCGCAACCUGGCUUGGCUGCUUCAAAGCACCACCUUCGUCGGAAAAUCACCCGACUCCCUUGAUCAGCCCAAGAUUUAUGCGCUAGAAUGCCUUGGAUUCAUCGAUCAACCCGUCCAGGAACGCAGCGUGUUUCUCUAUAAACUCCCCACAUCCAAUACAACAGCCAGCCCAUCGCUAACAACCCUACACGCAUUUAUCAAUGCAAUUGACAGCGCAAACAAACGACCACUUAAAAAACCCACCCUUAAUGAUCGUUUCAGCAUAGCACACAGUCUUGCUCUGACGCUCUCCAAUGUUCAUGGCUCAUCAUGGGUCCACAAAAACAUCUGGAGUAGGGGUAUCCUUCUGUUCGUCGAGACACCCGAAGAAGUCAGCGCUUCAGGUCUCUAUGAGCACCGCCUUUCUCUGCCUAACCCUAAAAACAAGAUUGUCUCCUUCCUAGGUGACUGGGGCUAUGCACGAUCUGUACAACAAGGCACAGACAUGCGCUCCGAUUUUGAAGUCGAGCCUAAUUUCUACCGCCAUCCAAAUCGGCAGGGUCGCCCAACACAGCAGUUUACCCCCCUGCAUGAUAUAUAUGCACUGGGUGUGGUGCUUCUUGAAAUCGGGCUGUGGGUUACACUAUCAAGGUUGAUGGAGUCGAAAAUCCGGGAGGCGGAGAAUAGUGGCCGGCUACCGAGGCCGAAGAAGGUGGUUGAGGAUUUGAUGGGAUUGGCAGCGCAGGGGCUGCCGAAAGAAAUGGGGGCAGGAUAUAUGCGAGCUGUGCUUUGCUGCCUAAAGGGUGAUUUCAGGAAGACAGAAGGAAUGGGUUUGGCGGUGGAUUUCCAGGAGAAGGUAGUGGAUGUUCUAAAGGCUGGUAUUGAAUUAUAG